Molecule: messenger RNA, 1192 nt
Organism: Babjeviella inositovora NRRL Y-12698
Lineage: Eukaryota; Fungi; Ascomycota; Pichiomycetes; Serinales
Exons: 1
Cellular component (GO): cytosol
Molecular function (GO): oxidoreductase activity
Source: RefSeq, a predicted model, not a curated record
UAUGGGCAAGACCAUUUUAAUCACCGGUGCUUCGGCCGGCAUUGGUGAAGCAACUGCUCGUGAGUUCGCUGCUGCCGCUAACGGUUCCUUGAAACUCAUUCUCACUGCCCGCAGAGUAGACAAGUUGGAUCUGUUGAGAGACUCAUUGCUCGCCGAAUACCCGGAAUUGAAGGUGUUGGCCUCUAAGUUGGACGUCACAAACUACAAGGACGAAAUUCCAGCCUUCAUCAAGAGCUUGCCUCAGGAAUUCAGUGAAAUCGAUGUUUUAGUAAAUAAUGCCGGUUUGGUGCACGGCGUGGACAAGGUUGGCGAGAUUAAGCCGUUUGAUAUUGACGUUCAGUUCAACACCAACGUGUUGGGCUUGAUUUCCUUGACCCAGAACGUUUUGGUUGGCAUGAAGCAAAGAAACAGGGGUGACAUUGUGAACAUGGGCUCCAUCGCUGGUAGAGAUCCAUACCCAGGUGGGGCCAUCUACUGUGCUACUAAGGCCGCUGUCAGCUCGUUUUCCCAUACUUUGAGGAAGGAAUUGAUUGACACCAGAAUCAGGGUGUUUGAAGUGCAACCAGGUGCCGUUGAGACUGAGUUUUCCAAGGUGAGAUUCUACGGUGAUUCGGACAAGGCUGCGAAUGUGUACAAGGGUACCACCCCAUUGGAUGCCCAGGAUAUUGCCGAAGUCAUUGUUUUUGGCUGCUCCAGAAAGGAAAACACCGUCAUUGCGGAGUCCUUGGUUUUCCCAUCUCACCAGGCCAGUGCCUCUCACGUCUACCGCAGACCUGAGUAACAGCCAAUGGAUUAAAAUAAAGAUAUCAUAAAAAUCAUCGAAUUUGUAAACUAUGGACUUGUGGAUUUGAGGAAUUUCAUUACCUAGCUCACUCAUUAUGCGGUGAGGUGGUUCGAGAUGUGAAGAUGUAUCGAUAGAUCUAGACCACCAAACGCUCCAAAAACAUUACCACAAACUAAAACAUUAUACCCUCCCCCAGACCCCUUCAGAUUUUAGUAUCAUAAGAUAUCCACUGUAUAUUAUCUAUGGGAGGCCAUCUACUCCAUUUCUCACACGUAAGUGGCUCCUUACAAAUGUCAUUACACGUGACUUCACCCUCUGUCUCAACAAAACUCAACAAGUUGUCUCACGUGAGCUGCACUGCCUCCCGAAGCUUCCUUGCCGUUCUCUAGAUAAACUUCUACCAGCAUG